Molecule: messenger RNA, 365 nt
Organism: Caenorhabditis sp. 36 PRJEB53466
Lineage: Eukaryota; Metazoa; Nematoda; Chromadorea; Rhabditida; Rhabditidae
Source: the annotation of a GenBank genome assembly
AUGCUGGCCAUCGGCCUCGUGCUCAUUUGUGUCUCCACGAGCACGUAACACAAUCAUCCUUCGCCCUUUCCCUUCCCAGUCUUUCCGUUUUCAGAGCCGACGACGAUUCCGAUUUCACCAAGACCACGUAUACGGUGCUUCUGAUCAUGGGAAGUGUGAUGACGGCAAUCGGAGGCGCUGGAUACGCGUACACAAUCUACGAAGUCAUCCUUCGGGCCCGUCGGAAAUUCCGAGAGAAGAAGCUGCGGAAGCUGGAGCAGCAGGUGGUCAGACGACGGACGGAGACGAUGGCGAGAACGAGGACGAUCGCGCUGACGAUCGAGAGGGAAAGGGCUCUUUCGGUGACACGAGGAGGGCCCGUUUGA